This is a messenger RNA of Rhipicephalus sanguineus (brown dog tick), 1575 nucleotides long. Its product is annotated as transcription factor MafG. The transcript is spliced from 3 exons. The coding region runs from base 171 to 632 and encodes 153 amino acids. The record is from RefSeq and is a predicted model, not a curated record. Gene Ontology annotation, cellular component: nucleus. Gene Ontology annotation, biological process: regulation of transcription by RNA polymerase II. NCBI's taxonomy places the organism in Eukaryota, Metazoa, Arthropoda, Arachnida, Ixodida, Ixodidae. Gene Ontology annotation, molecular function: RNA polymerase II cis-regulatory region sequence-specific DNA binding; DNA-binding transcription factor activity, RNA polymerase II-specific.
GUGCUGUUUCACUCGCUUGGGCAAGAUGGCGGCGCCCGUUGUUAUUGUGAUGUGCUUCUCAUCGUAGAUAGAGAGGAUCGCCGGCGAUCGCUCGUCCGUGCCAAACGCCCCUGACUCAGCGUAUCUGUGCUAACGAGAGUGGAACAACGGCCCGUCGCGUCAAGUCAGCCAUGAAGAGGCGAAGCUCGAAAGUCAAGGCGGAGAAUGCAUCGAGUCGUGGCGUCAACAAGAUGCAUGUGGCACCACCAGAGGUGCUGGAGGACCUGCCGUUGGCGAUCAGUAGCAAGAUCACCAUGACCGACGAAGAGCUGGUGCACCUGUCGGUGCGUGACCUUAACCGCCAGUUGAAGGCAUCCGGCCUAACCCGGUCCGAGAUAGUCAAAAUGAAACAGCGCCGGAGGACGCUCAAGAACCGAGGCUAUGCAGCGAGCUGUCGCAACAAGCGGCUAGAGCAGAAGGAUGACUUGGAAGGUGAACGGGCAGUUGUGAUCCAGGAGAUAUCGCGCCUUCAGGAGGAGAACAAGACACUAGAGGGAGAAGUGGACAACCUACGCUCGAAGUACUCUACCCUGCUGGAAUACGCUCGCAAACAGGGCAUUCCCUUACCGGCCGACCUGAACACCAACUUCUAGCCGAUGGUUUCUUCAUCUGUCAUUACCCCACACACAGCAUGCUCAAUGUACUCAACCCUUUCAUGCAUACACGAAAACGAAUCAUUCACGCAUCACGGUGCAAUGGCACCAAGGUAUCACUGCAAUACGAGAAUGGUAGUGGGUGUCAAAAGAUAUGGCACAAGAGCCUGAAGACUGAAGUCUUGAGAAACAUAGAAGUUUCUUAGGGAUAAGAAGUGUUCCAACCAAGAAUGUCAUGACAAAUCUUGUUGCUAACGUAUUGGCUCUAGCGUGAUUCCUUGUUUGACAGCUUCUCAUCUCUCAAAUCUGCAUUUGUAAUAUGGUAUUUUAUGACCCCGUAUCAGCUUGUAAAGCUGAUUUGCUGCUUUUACGUGGUAAGGUUGUAAAGGAAUACCUUGCUGUCUUUUUCACGGCCACAUUGUGCAUAACACAACACUUUAUUUGCACACAUAUGUAUUGGCACUAGUGCGAAUACCACAUCAUGGUAGUUGUCUUUCCUGAACAUCUUAUGUGAAAUUUUGGCCUUUUGCAUGUUGUUUUCUAUCAUUUUAUGAUUUGUCUCUGCUGGCGAUAGUUGUCAGUGAAAUCGAAGAUCAUUGCACAAAUCGCAGAACUUUACGAUUGCUUCACACAGGGUCACACCUUUAUAACUUAAAAGCAGUUUUGGUAUAAUCUGCAUAUUUAAUGCAGUCCAAUGCCCCAUGAACUAUUGCCGAAAUAACUACGACUGUCAUGCUGUGUGAGAACUUCAUUUGCUUGUUGUUUACCGUUGCAUGACAUUUAAGACAUGCAGUCGUAUUGUUGCAUGCUUCAUUGUUGUUAGACCGCAUACAUUGUUGCUUGUUGUACAUAUACACUUUAUUUUACUCUGCUCUUGGGGGAGGUGUUGCAUGUUGUCAUUGUUUAUUUACCUUUUGUCAAUAAAAGCUCAUAUACAGAAGUA